AUGUCAAGUCCAGCACGGCGCCGUUUAAUGCGGGAUUUCAAGAGAAUGCAACAAGAUCCACCAGCAGGAGUCAGUGCGUCACCGAUUGCAGACAAUGUUAUGUUAUGGAACGCGGUGAUUAUUGGUCCGGCAGAAACACCGUUUGAAGACGGGACAUUCCGGCUUGUUAUGCAAUUUGAUGAACAGUAUCCAAAUAAACCUCCGGUCGUGCGUUUUCUUUCAAAAAUGUUCCACCCAAACGUUUAUACAAACGGGGAACUGUGUCUUGAUAUCUUGCAGAACCGCUGGUCCCCAACAUAUGAUGUAGCAGCCAUCCUUACGAGUAUUCAAUCAUUAUUAAAUGAUCCAAAUAACAAUUCGCCCGCAAAUGCAGAGGCAGCCCAACUUAACAAAGAUAACAAAAAAGAAUAUAUAAGACGUGUUAAAGAAACAGUUGAGUGGUCGUGGGAAUAA
Messenger RNA from Pneumocystis jirovecii RU7, 453 nucleotides. RefSeq names its product ubiquitin-conjugating enzyme E2 2. Gene Ontology annotation, molecular function: ubiquitin conjugating enzyme activity. Gene Ontology annotation, cellular component: HULC complex. The coding region runs from base 1 to 453 and encodes 150 amino acids. The record is from RefSeq and is a predicted model, not a curated record. Lineage: Eukaryota; Fungi; Ascomycota; Pneumocystomycetes; Pneumocystales; Pneumocystaceae. The transcript has 7 exons. Gene Ontology annotation, biological process: proteasome-mediated ubiquitin-dependent protein catabolic process; protein polyubiquitination; DNA repair.